This is a messenger RNA of Cylicocyclus nassatus, 286 nucleotides long. Lineage: Eukaryota; Metazoa; Nematoda; Chromadorea; Rhabditida; Strongylidae. The record is from the annotation of a GenBank genome assembly.
AGGCAGGCUUACGUCAGUUCGACAAGAAUGAGAAUUUUCAAUCUUACCUUCUUGUUACUUACCAUCUUAGUGAUUCUCUCUGCUGUGGAUGUUGGUGAAUGCGGUUUUCUCAAUAGGCUUUUCAAGGGAAUACCCACCAAGAAGAGGCAUUUCAAAAUUGGAAACCCCAUUAUAAAACCUGUCAAAUGUUAUGCGCCACCUUCCUUUCGCUGCUCCAUCGACGGUUGCCACAUGACCGACUAGAAGGGCAUUGAUAUUUCGUGCUCGGCUGUCGAUAAAUCUUGGC